AUGGGGCCGGAUAUCGCUUUGCCCGAUUCGUCUCCACAGUUCAUCCUUGCGAAGCAAACAGAGCGCGACACACAGUGCACGGCCCAGAAAAAACGGUCGCGCCGCUCUCUUCAGCGAAGAUCUCGCAGGGGACAAACUCGAGCAGUUCGAGAAGGUCUCGCCUCCGCUUUCGCCUUCCCCUCUCGGGCGUUUUCCUCACCGUCUUGUCUCUCUCUUCGCACUCCUCUGUCUGCUUUCGGGCUUUCCUCUCCUCGUGCUUCCGCCCUCCGCCCCGGAGGCCUCGGUGUCCCCGCGCCGGUGCCGCCUGCAUCUGCGCUCGCCGCUGCCGAAGACGCACACAGUCGCGCUGCCGCUAAGGCGCAAGAUGGCCAGGACGCGAGGCGCUCUGCCGUCUCUGGCUUCGACAAAAAAGUGUCGCUGCUCGAUACACAGUUCGUCGAGGAACUGGAAAAGAGUUUCCUCUGCUACGCGUACAGCACGAUUCUGUCUCGGGCGCUUCCGGACGUCCGCGAUGGUUUGAAGCCUGUUCACCGGCGGCUUAUCUACGCCAUGCAGCAACUGCAUGUGCACCCUUCGGGCCCCUUCCGAAAGUGUGCGAGAGUUGUCGGCGAGGUUCUCGGCAAAUUCCAUCCGCACGGCGACCAGGCAGUCUACGAUGCCCUCGCCAGACUCGCCCAGACCUUCGUCGCCAGGCAUCCCCUCAUCGACGGUCACGGAAACUUCGGCUCUGUCGACGGUGAUCCUCCCGCCGCCAUGCGUUACACGGAGUGCCGUCUAACGCGUUUCUGCGAGGAUGCACUCCUGAAGAAUCUGAGUGACAAAGUCGUCCCUUUUAGGCCGAAUUUCGACGCAAGCGAGGAGGAGCCUGUCGUUUUCCCGGCGUCAGUCCCCCUCCUGCUCAUCCAAGGCAGUUCUGGAAUCGCCGUCGGCAUGAGCACUCAGAUUCCCCCUCACAAUCUCCACGAGGUCAUCGACGCGGCCGUCGCUCUGAUCAGAGAUCCGAAUCUUCCCGAUGAAGAGCUCCUCAAAAUCGUCCCCGGACCCGACUUCCCCACCGGCGGCCUUCUCGUGAAUGCAGAAGAAAUCCCCAGCGCGUACAAAGAAGGACAUGGCCGAGUCCUCCUUCGAGGCAGAGUUCAUCUCGAAGGCGAAGAGGGAGAAGAGGAGGGAGAAGAGGAGGGAGAAGAAGAUGUUAAAAAGAGUGCGGUGCGCGGCCGCGACCGCGAGCGAGAAGAUGGAGGAAAUGAAGAACAAGAAGGGAAGAGAAGCCGAAUCAAAGGAAAAGAAAAACGAAAAGAAAGGCGACUCGUCAUUACAGAGCUCCCCUACGGUGUCAACAAGAGCACCGUCAUGCAAGUCAUUGCCCAGAUGAUCUCUGUGAAGUUCCUCGAAGGCGUCGCGAGCGUGCGUGACGAGAGCGACUGGCGAGGGAUCCGCGUGGUCCUCGUGCUCCGCCGGGAGGCUGAUGCUCACACGAUCUUGACGCUUCUGCUCAAGCACACGAAUCUCCAGGUGUACAUUCCGAUGAAUCUCAUCGCCUUGGAGAAAGGCACGCGGCCCGUUCGCUUCUCUCUCAAGUCGCUUUUGCUUUCUUGGAUUUCCUUCCGCUUCGACACACUUCGCCGUCUCCUCGCCGCGGAAGAAGCGGAGCGGAAAGCGCGGAGCCAUCUGCUGGAGGGUCUGCUGCGGGCUGUGAAUCUCAUGGACCAGGUGGUGAAGACGGUCCGAGAAAGCUUGAGCGCGGACGAGGCCAAACGGAAACUCGCCGAGCCCCCGCUGGGCUUCUCGCCUGCGCAGGCGCAAGCUCUGCUGCGACUGACGUUGUCGCGGCUGACGCGUCUGGAGCGGCGUCAACUGGAGGACGAGGCGGCGGAGCAGACGCGCAGACUCGCGCGGCUGGCGUCGCUGCUGGCUCACGACAACGAGAUCUACGAUUUGAUGACCGACGAACUGAAGGCGCUCAAGUCACGCCACAGAGCCCCCAGACGGACAAAGGUCGUUUGGCCCCGGGGGAAAGGCCGCGACCGAGCGAAGAGGCCCGAACGGACGCCGGGGGCUGGAGCGGAGGAGAACGAACGGCCAGGCAGCAGAAAAGGAAGAAGUGGAAGAGAACAGCCAGGUGCGGGGCACGACUCGGCGACAGUCGGCGACGGGACGGAGGCACGCCCCGAGAGCGAGGUUGCUCGAGUGUCUGGGACGACGGAGGCGAGGGAAGGAACUCGGACUUACAGACAGGCGGUUUCUGGUCGAGGCGAGAGGAAAGACGCGAAGGGAGCACGGGGCGGGGGCCGAGACGAAGGCGAGAAGAAUCGAGUGACAGGCGAAGGGACGGCGUCUCACGACUCUGCAGCAGACGCCAGAGAGUCGGGGGACGUGGAGGCCUCUGAAGCGGAGAGAGACCCAGAAGGGGAAACGAGCAGAGAGAGCGAGGAGGACGCCCAUGUCCCUUUUGGGGAAAUUCAAAAUAUGAACAAAGAAGACUGCAUUUCGAACCAACGGAAUGUCAUUCUUCUUUCUUCUCCUGCUCUCGUUCGGCGUCUUCCUCUCUCCGCGUACCCGACCCUGAGGCGGGGCGCCUUGGGGCUGCGGAGCCUCGCACGUUCGUCGGCUCUCGAGGGCGAAGAACAGAGGCGCGACGUGGAAGACGAAGAUUUAGGUGCAAACGGACUGUCGACAGUGGGAAAAAGAUCAGACCUCGGCGCGCCUUCUCUCCAAGGCGUCUGGAGUUGCUGGACGAAGGACCGCCUUCUGUUCAUCUCUGCAAAUGGAUAUGUUUCGGUCGUGCCUGCCUAUUUGAUUCCUCCCGCGUCGCGCGUCUCGCGAGGGGCCAGCCUUCCGCAUGUCCUUUUUGACGGCUUCAAGAAGAAGAAGCUGGCGCUGCUGCGGCCAGACGAGAGGGAACUUGGCGCGGGGAGUUCUGCCGACGUCCUUUCCGAAGAAGAUCGAAUCAAGAGAGAGGUGAAGCGAGAAGAAAAAGAAAGGAGGCUGCUGCGCGAGGCGUCCCAAGUUGCCACAGUUCUCGCUGUAACGCCGAGCUCACAGGCGGAGAGCGCGCGGGAGGUGGGCGCAGCAAAGAGUGGAAAAACAAAAAGACGGUUCCUUCUCGUGGUGACGGAGCAGGGAAGAAUCGCCAAGGUGAAACUGGAAAGGAUUCUCGGACAGCACCGGGAGACAAAAUUCAAAAAGAUCCUUGCCGUCGCGCCUAACGACCGCGUCCGGGCAGCGACGCUGCUCGAAGAAGAGGUGGAUACGGGCGAGAAGAAAGAAGGAAGCCGCGUAGGAGACGAACAAGGAACGGCAAAGCCGACGAGCACCAAUGAAAAAGAAACGAAAAACAAACAGGGAGGAACACGAACACCAGGCGACGAAGCCGAGAAACGGGAAGAGGAAGAAGAGGACGAAGAAGAGGACGAAGAGGACGAAGACGAAGAAGAGGACAAAGACGAAGAAGACGAAGAAGAGGACGAAGAGGAAGAAGCGGACGAAGAGGACGAAGAGGACGAAGAGGAAGAUGUCGAGGAGGACGGCAAAGAGGAUGAAGAAACCAGUUUUCAGGAGGAAGAAGGCGAAGCGGGGGCCGAGGGAGACGGAGAAGCGAGCGCACAAGAGUUAAACACCGACCAAGGGAAGACGGACACGAGAUCGCCUUCCAUUGUCAUUGUGACUCGACACGGCAUGGGCCUUCGCUUCCCUGCUUCGUCCCUUCGUGCGGCAGGGUCCAGCAAGACGCGCGGCGUCCGCGCCAUCCGCUUGCGCGCCGGGGACUCCGUGGCCUCAGUCGCCGUCGUGCCGCCUCAGCUCGAAGGGCCAGAAAAGACAACGGAAGCGGCGAAGGAAGGAGACAGCCAGGCGACGGAGACGGGCGAAGCGCGACGCUCGUCGAACGAAGGCGAACCUUCCCUACUGAUUGUCACUGCCGCUGGGUUCGUGCACUUUGCCUUCCUGCACUCUGCCGACUGCCUGCUCGUCCCCGCAGGAAAGCGACUUCGGGUAUCGGCACUUCGGAUGCAACGGCGAAGGGGUGUAGGCGUCCGAGUCAUUCGUCUGGUGCAAAGAAAACAGCCGAAGCGAGAAGCUGGCGAGUCUGGAGCGCCUGGGGAGAGCGGCGAGUGCGGAUCUGACGUCCCGCCGCGACGGGAAACGCACUGUUCGAGUGCCUGGAGGCAAGGAAAAGGCUCAAGCGCCGACUCCAAGGAAGAGCGAGAGGCGCAUGCGGCGAAAGCAGGAGAGGAUAAAGGACUCGAGGGGACGCUUACCUCUCAGGAAAACGGCCUUGCCGAGCCAUCGGCGUCGGAAGAAGGGAGCAAUUACGUUGUCGCUCUGUUGACGCUCGCAUCGUCUCGCGAGGCAGGCCGCGCGAAACAGGCCAAGGGAAGCGAGGACAGGGAACUUCUCUCAGUCACACAAGACGGUUUCCUGCUGCGGCAGUCCUGCGAAGGCAUUCCAAUGCCCAGAGGGAGGCUCGCCCGGGGCGUCACCCUUCAGAGACUCCCGCUCAGCAGGAACCGACGGAGACCCGCGAGAGAUUUGAUUGUGGCCGCAGAUCUUGUCCACGGCGGGGCUUCAAAAAGAACGGGGAAGAGACGGAAGGCGGAAGAAUAA
This is a messenger RNA of Neospora caninum, 4602 nucleotides long. RefSeq names its product putative DNA gyrase subunit A. Gene Ontology annotation, biological process: DNA topological change. Lineage: Eukaryota; Apicomplexa; Conoidasida; Eucoccidiorida; Sarcocystidae. Gene Ontology annotation, cellular component: DNA topoisomerase type II (double strand cut, ATP-hydrolyzing) complex. Bases 1 to 4602 code for a protein of 1533 amino acids. The record is from RefSeq and is a predicted model, not a curated record. Gene Ontology annotation, molecular function: DNA topoisomerase type II (double strand cut, ATP-hydrolyzing) activity; DNA binding; ATP binding. The transcript has 15 exons.